Messenger RNA from Monodelphis domestica (gray short-tailed opossum), 5544 nucleotides. RefSeq names its product eukaryotic translation initiation factor 4 gamma 1 (gene EIF4G1). Lineage: Eukaryota; Metazoa; Chordata; Mammalia; Didelphimorphia; Didelphidae. Gene Ontology annotation, cellular component: eukaryotic translation initiation factor 4F complex. The record is from RefSeq and is a predicted model, not a curated record. Gene Ontology annotation, molecular function: protein binding; mRNA binding; translation initiation factor activity.
CCUGCGCCUGCGCCUGCGCCUGCGCCUCGGGGAAGAGGCGGCGGCGGAGCCGGAGCGGUGUGCGGGAGCCGGAAAUGGUCGUGGACGACGCCUGUGCGGCUGCGUGGGGCUCGGCCGCGCGGACUGAAGGAGACUGAAGGCCCCUUGGAUGCCCAGAGCCCAUAGGCUACAGCGUGGAUUGGUUGUUUCCUGAGGGGGUGCUGGGGGGACCCUGAUGCGGCACCAAAUGAAAUGAAUAAAGCUCCGCAGCCCACAGGCCCCCCACCUGCCCCAUCCCCUGGCCUCCCCCAGCCGGCAUUCCCCCCGGGGCAGACGGCACCGGUGGUGUUUAACCCGCCACCAGCGACCCAAAUGAACACGCCUUCUCAGCCCCGACAGCAUUUCUAUGCAAGCCGGGCUCAGCCCCCGAGUAGCGCAGCCUCCCGAGUACCGAGUGCAGCCCCUGCCAGGCCUGGCCCAGCUGCCCACGUCUACCCCGCGGGUUCCCAAGUGAUGAUGAUCCCCUCCCAGAUCUCCUAUCCGCCCUCCCAAGGCGCCUACUACAUCCCUGGACAGGGCCGUUCCACGUAUGUUGUCCCUACCCAGCAGUAUCCAGUGCAACCAGGAGCCCCCAGCUUCUAUCCUGGAGCAAGCCCCACUGAAUUUGGGACCUACGCCGGUGCCUACUACCCAGCCCAGGGUGUGCAGCAGUUUCCACCUGGCGUGGCCCCCGCCCCAGUCAUGAUGAACCAGCCACCUCAGAUUGCUCCCAAGAGGGAACGAAAAACGAUUCGGAUUCGAGAUCCCAACCAGGGAGGGAAGGAUAUCACAGAGGAGAUCAUGUCUGGGGCCCGGACCUCCUCCACUCCCACUCCUCCCCAGACAGGAGGAGGUCUGGAGCCUCAGGCCAACGGGGAGACUCCCCAGGUUGCUGUCAUCGUCCGCCCGGAUGACCGGCCUCAGGGAGCAACCGUCGGGGGCCGGCCAGGGCUUGGCCCGGAGCACAGCCCCUCAGACUCUCCAUCCCAGCCGUCCUCUCCUUCCCCAGCCCCGUCACCACCACCUCCAGUUUUACAACCAGGGCCUGAGCCGAGUCUCUCGGUCCUCCCCAUUACCGAGGACACGAUGACAGCCACGGUGAUAAUGCAGAUGACUGUCGAGGAACCUGCCGCUGCUGCCACCGCCACCGCUGCCACCACUGACUCCACUGCCCAUGAAGCCCCAGAGCUGCCCUGCCCUGCUCUCGCUCUCCAACAGCCCUGUGCCUCCCCCGGACCCUCCUCAGAGGCAGAAGUGACUAGUCCUCUACCAGCCCCUGAGCCUGCCCUUGCCCAGCCUCCCAGCCUCCUACAGCCUCCGGACACCGAGGUUUCUCCUGAGCCCAACGGCGUGGCCCCUGCGGAGGAGCCAGAGGCCCAGCUAGAGGUGGGCCAGGCUGAAGCGGUUCCUGUGCCGCCAACCCCCCCAGCCUGUCCCCAGGAAUUCACACUUGUGGCCCCUACGGCCCAGCCAGAGGAGCUGCCCAACGGGGCCCCCUCUCCCCCUGCCAUGGACCUGAGCCCUAUUGCCGAGCCCGAGGAGCCGGCUGAGGAGGUGGCGGCGGCGCCAGCACCAGCGCCGGCACUGCCCACCCUCCCUGCCGACCUUCCCGGGCCACCUGCUGCACCUCCUGCCCAGGAGGAAGAGCUAGAGAAUGAGGAGGAGGAGGAGGAGGAGGACGAGGAGGAAGGGGAGACUGAAGGGGAGAAGGGAGGAGAGGAAUCGUUGCCCCCUGAGACCACCCCCACCCCAGCCCCCCUUCCCCAGAGCCUUGACGAGACGGCCACCCAAGUGGUGGCAAUAUCUGUGCCAAAGAAGAGACGGAGAAUCAAGGAACUAAAUAAGAAGGAGACCGUGGGAGACCUGCUGGACGCCUUCAAGGAGGUGAAUGAGGGGGUGGCAGAGUCUGGAAAUCAGUCCCCUGCAGAGAGUGCGCCAACCCCAGAGCCAGAGGGCAGCCCUGGGAGCCCCCGGCCUGAGGAAACAGAGGAAACCUGGGAGGAAAAGGAAGACAAGAUUGACGAUGCUGAGAACAUCCAACCCGGAGACCAGAAGUACCAGUACAAGUCUGAUCAGUGGAAGCCUUUAAAUCCAGAGGAGAAGAAGCGUUAUGACCGGGAGUUCCUGCUUGGAUUCCAGUUCAUUUUUGCCAGUAUGCAGAAGCCAGAGGGCCUGCCUCACAUCAGUGAUGUGGUGCUAGACAAGGCGAACAAGACACCUCUUCGGCCACUGGACCCCACCCGCCUAACCAUCAUGAACUCUGGCCCUGACUUCACCCCAUCUUUUGCCAACCUGGGUCGGCCCAACCUCAGUAAUCGGGGCCCCCCAAGGGGAGGGCCUGGUGGGGGGCCAGGCAGUGAGCUACCCCGGGGACCGCCGGCUGGCCUCGGCCCCCGGCGCUCUCAGCAGGGGCUUCGAAAGGAACCACGUAAGAUCAUUGCCACAGUCCUACUCAGUGAAGAUGUGAAACUCAAUAAAGCUGAGAAGGCCUGGAAGCCAAGCAGCAAACGGGGCCCCACCGAAAAGGACCGGGGAGAAGAAGAUGCUGACGGCAGCAAAACCCAGGACCUGUUCCGAAGGGUGCGAUCCAUUCUAAACAAGUUGACGCCCCAGAUGUUUCAGCAGCUAAUGAAGCAAGUUCAGCAGCUGGCCAUUGACACAGAGGAGCGCCUCAAAGGGGUCAUCGACCUUAUCUUCGAGAAGGCCAUCUCGGAGCCGAACUUCUCUGUGGCCUAUGCCAACAUGUGCCGCUGCCUCAUGGGGUUGAAGGUGCCCACGACUGACAAACCCACGGUCACAGUCAAUUUCCGGAAGCUGCUGCUAAACAGGUGUCAGAAGGAAUUUGAGAAAGACAAAGAUGACGACGAAGUAUUUGAGAAAAAGCAGAAGGAGAUGGACGAAGCUGCUACGGCCGAGGAACGGGGUCGCCUGAAAGAGGAGCUUGAAGAAGCCCGAGACAUAGCCCGGAGACGCUCCCUGGGCAACAUCAAGUUCAUUGGGGAGCUAUUUAAGCUGAAGAUGCUAACUGAGGCCAUCAUGCAUGACUGCGUGGUCAAGUUGCUGAAGAACCAUGAUGAAGAGUCCCUUGAGUGCCUUUGCCGCCUGCUCACCACCAUUGGCAAAGACCUUGACUUUGAGAAGGCCAAGCCCCGAAUGGAUCAGUAUUUCAACCAAAUGGAGAAGAUCAUCAAGGAGAAGAAGACUUCGUCCAGAAUCCGGUUUAUGUUGCAGGAUGUGCUGGAUCUCCGCAGAAGCAACUGGGUCCCACGCCGGGGAGACCAGGGCCCCAAGACUAUCGACCAGAUUCACAAGGAGGCAGAGAUGGAGGAACACCGGGAACAUAUCAAAGUCCAGCAGCUCAUGGCUAAGGGAGGGGAUAAGCGCCGGGGCCCUCCAGGACCUCCUCCAGGCAGCCGAGGGGGUUUGGUCGUGGAUGAUGGAGGCUGGAAUACCGUCCCUAUCAGCAAAGGCAGCAGACCCAUUGAUACCUCCCGAAUCACCAAGAUCACAAAGCCUGGAUCCAUUGACUCCAACAACCAACUCUUUGCCCCUGGGGGACGUCUGAGCUGGGGCAAAGGCAGCAGUGGGGGCAUGGGAGCCAAGCCCUCAGACUCAGCCUCUGAGACAGCCCGCCCAUCCACUAGCACCUUGAAUCGUUUCUCUGCCCUGCAACAGGCAGCACCCCCAGAGAGCACAGAUGCACGGCGGGUGGUACAAAGGAGCAGUCUGAGCAGGGAACGUGGAGAGAAAGCUGGGGAUCGAGGAGAUCGCCUGGAGCGUAGUGAGCGGGGAGGGGAACGUGGGGACCGCUUGGACCGAGCUCGGGCCCAGAUCCCCAAACGUAGCUUUAGCAAAGAGGUGGAGGAGCGAAGCCGAGAGCGACCUCUCCAACCGGAGGGUCUACGCAAGGCAGCCAGCCUGACUGAGGAGCGUGACCGAAGUCGGGACACAGUGAAACGGGAGGGUGCCACGGCCUCUGCUGGUCCCCCCAAAGCUGCACUGUCUGAGGAGGAGCUAGAGAAGAAGUCCAAAGCCAUCAUCGAGGAGUUCCUGCACCUCAAUGACAUGAAGGAAGCGGUACAGUGUGUGCAGGAACUGGCCUCCCCGUCACUGCUCUUCAUCUUCGUUCGGAACGGCAUCGAGUCGACCCUGGAGCGCAGCACCAUUGCCCGGGAACAUAUGGGCCAGCUGUUGCACCAGCUCCUCUGUGCUGGUCACCUCACUACUAGCCAAUAUUAUCAAGGGCUCCAUGAGAUUCUGGAAGUGGCUGAAGACAUGGAGAUUGAUAUCCCUCAUGUGUGGCUGUACUUGGCAGAACUAGUGACGCCGAUCCUUCGGGAAGGUGGGGUGCCCAUGGGGGAAUUUUUCAGGGAAAUCUCAAAGCCGCUGAAAGCCCUAGGCAAAGCUUCUCCCCUGCUACUGGAGAUCCUGGGGUUACUGUGCAAAAGUGUGGGUCACAAAAAGGUUGGGGCGCUGUGGCGAGAGGCUGGCCUCAGCUGGAAAGAGUUCCUGCCCGAGGACCAGGACAUCGCUGCCUUUGUCACUGAGCAGAAAGUGGAAUACACGCUGGGAGAGGAGUCGGAGCCACCCAGCCGGCGAGAGCUGUCCCCCGACGAGCUGAGCCAGCAGCUGAAGAAGCUGCUCAAGGAGAGCCCCAACAACCAGCGCAUCUACGACUGGAUCGAGGCCAACCUGAGCGAGCAGCAGGUGGCCUCCAAUACCCUGGUCCGAGCGCUCAUGACGGCCGUCUGUCAUUCAGCCAUCAUCUUCGAGUCCCCCCUGCGGUUGGAUGUGGCCGUGCUGAAAGCCCGAGCGAAGCUUCUCCAGAAAUACGUGAGCGAUGAGCAGAAGGAGCUGCAGGCACUCUAUGCCCUCCAGGCCCUGGUGGUCACCCUGGAGCAGCCAGCCAACCUCCUGCGCAUGUUCUUCGACGCACUCUACGACGAGGAUGUGGUCAAAGAGGAGGCCUUCUACAGCUGGGAGAGCAGCAAGGACCCCGCUGAGCAACAGGGCAAGGGGGUGGCCCUCAAGUCUGUCACUGCCUUCUUCACGUGGCUGCGUGAGGCCGAGGAUGAAUCUGACCACAACUGAGGGCGGGGCCGGCCAGGGGCCGGGGGUGGCCAGGCCGCCCAAUGGACACGCAGACAGCCGGCCGCACAGACUGCAGGGGGGGCUGCGGCGUGCGCCUGUAGCGCGGUGUGUGUCUGAGCUAAUAAAGUGGUGGCUGAUGAGGCAGGAUGGCUUGGGGCUGCCUGGGCCCCCCCCUUCCAGGACGAUGCCAGGCGCCCCUCCCCCUGGGGGCAUAGAGAUAUAUUAUAUAUAAAGUCAUAAAAUUGGUGUGGGGGUGGGGUACCACCGCCUACCCCUGGGGUCCUUUUUUUUAUUUUAAGAAAAUCACUUUUGGGACGGCCGUCCUCGCUGCUGGGGGCGUUCCGCCCCAGCCCCCCGCACCUCCUCUGCUACCGCCUGGGCAGGGGGAGAAGGGGGGGCACGGUGCCUGUAAUUAUUAAACAUGAAUUCAAUUAA